This is a messenger RNA of Hibiscus syriacus, 605 nucleotides long. Its product is annotated as rapid alkalinization factor-like. The coding region runs from base 134 to 505 and encodes 123 amino acids. Lineage: Eukaryota; Viridiplantae; Streptophyta; Magnoliopsida; Malvales; Malvaceae. The record is from RefSeq and is a predicted model, not a curated record. The transcript has a single exon.
AGAGAAAAGAAAUAAAAACAAGUCCACCAAACAGAAAGCAAAGAAUAAACCAACUCGCAUUACAAAGGGGAAGGAAUCGAGAAACAAAUUCAAAGCCAAACAGAGGAAAAUAACAUUUUUUUUGGAAAUUGCAAUGGCAGUAGUUAUCAAUUCUUGUAAGCUUGUUUUGAUCUUCGCUACGGUGAUGAUGAUGAUGACCGUCGAUGCGAUUGGGGACAGCCAAAGCCAGCAGGCGAUCCUGGGUUGGAUGUCAACCGCCGCCGCCGCCAGAUCGGCAUGCAAGGGUUCCAUAGGCGAAUGCUUAGAAGAGGAAGAAGAGUUUGAGGUUGAUUCGGAGAUCAACCGCCGUAUUUUACAAACCACGAGGUACAUAAGCUACGGCGCGCUCCAGAGGAACACCGUCCCUUGCUCCCGCCGUGGCGCUUCCUAUUACAAUUGCCAGCCUAGAGCUCAGGCUAACCCUUACAACCGUGGAUGCAGCCGUAUCACAAGGUGCAGGAGCUGAGCUUUCUCUUUUUUUGUUUUGAAAAAUGAAAACAAUUUCCUUUUCAGGUUUUCUUUUACUUUUUUUUCACGGUUUUUAUUGGGGUUUGAUUGCUAUACAU